CCGCGCGCCGCCUUGGCAGCGCCGGUCACGUGGUGAGGGUGUGGGAGAGGGAUCCACUCUAGCCCCCGGGAGUCUAUGGUGAGGCCUGCCGUGUCCGGCCCCUCGGGACCGAGUUACCCUGCAUGGCUCCUCCGGGGGCGGCUCCGGUGCCUAGAUAACGGUCCGUCCCCGCCCCACGCGGCGCGGCCCCCAGCGCUGGAGGAGGCCCAGGAUGGACAUUCCUCGGUAUGAACCAGUGGCCGAGAUUGGUGUUGGUGCCUAUGGGACCGUGUACAAGGCCCGUGACCCCCACAGCGGCCACUUCGUGGCACUCAAGAGCGUGAAAGUCCCGACCGGAGGAGGAAGUGGAGGGGGCCUGCCUGUCAGCACUGUCCGGGAGGUGGCCCUCCUUCGGCGGCUGGAGGCCUUUGAGCAUCCCAACGUGGUCCGGCUGAUGGAUGUCUGUGCCACUGCCCGAACUGACCGAGAGACCAAGGUGACCCUGGUGUUUGAACACGUGGACCAAGACCUGAGGACGUAUCUGGACAAGGCCCCUCCACCAGGGCUGCCCUUGGAGACCAUUAAGGACCUAAUGAGACAGUUCUUAAGAGGCCUAGACUUUCUUCAUGCCAACUGCAUUGUCCACCGUGACCUGAAGCCAGAAAACAUCCUUGUGACUAGUAGUGGAACAGUCAAGCUGGCUGACUUUGGCUUAGCCCGGAUCUACAGCUGCCAGAUGGCACUCACACCUGUGGUAGUCACUCUCUGGUACCGGGCUCCUGAGGUUCUCCUGCAGUCAGCAUAUGCAACACCUGUGGACAUGUGGAGUGUUGGCUGCAUCUUCGCAGAGAUGUUCCGUAGGAAGCCUCUCUUCUGUGGAAACUCUGAAGCUGACCAGUUAAGCAAAAUCUUUGACCUGAUUGGGCUCCCAGCAGAAGAUGAUUGGCCUACUGAUGUUUCUCUGCCCCGUGGAGCCUUUACUCCUUGUAGUCCCCAGCCUUUACAGUCUGUUGUGCCUGAGCUGGAGGGACCUGGAGCACAACUGCUACUGGAAAUGCUGACCUUUAGCCCCCACAAACGAAUCUCUGCUUUCCGAGCUCUGCAACACACUUAUCUACAGACAGCUGGGGAAGGGAACCCAGAAUGACUACUGGAGGGACUGUAUCCAGGACCAAUAAAGAAGGAAGAAGAAAGAGCUGUCAUUUCCCCUCCACACGGACACUAGGAUCACUCUUAUCGCCACCGUGAUUGUAUGGCAUCACAAGGCAGGAGGGAGAGCGUGAUCCUCCAUACACAUACCCUUCCCAAAUCUUUAACCAUUUUACACAGAAUCUUUUACUGCCUUAAUGACAUUCCCCUACCACCAAUGCCCUUUGUGAGACAUCCCUCUGUCCCACCCUAAACCCCUAUGUUUGGGGGGAGGGGGGAAAGGGGGAUUUAUACAGGAAAAAAAAAACACGAAGCUGGUCUGGUUUUUA
Phascolarctos cinereus (koala) is the source of this 1457-nucleotide messenger RNA. It is a transcript of the gene CDK4, whose product is annotated as cyclin dependent kinase 4. Lineage: Eukaryota; Metazoa; Chordata; Mammalia; Diprotodontia; Phascolarctidae. Gene Ontology annotation, molecular function: cyclin-dependent protein serine/threonine kinase activity; cyclin binding; ATP binding. Gene Ontology annotation, cellular component: cyclin-dependent protein kinase holoenzyme complex; nucleus; cytoplasm. Gene Ontology annotation, biological process: regulation of G2/M transition of mitotic cell cycle; protein phosphorylation; signal transduction. The record is from RefSeq and is a predicted model, not a curated record.